Messenger RNA from Heterotrigona itama, 1077 nucleotides. The record is from the annotation of a GenBank genome assembly. Lineage: Eukaryota; Metazoa; Arthropoda; Insecta; Hymenoptera; Apidae.
AUGACACUCACCCAAAACAUAACGUUAAAUCCAAAGAUCACAUACUUGAGACAGCAGCUCACUUCACUGGUAUCCCUUCUGUACUUCCGCACAGCAGGCAUGGCUAAGAGACAUUUAUCUAACGCCUUUGCGAACUUCACGCAUACGUGCACACAACACACUCGCAAGAAUGCAAAACCACUAUUCACACAACACAAAGAGCACCGGCGCCCUGCAGGCAAAACAAAUCACAAACUGUUUGGUACUAUUGCUAUGAAUUCAACUUGUUGAAUCUGUAUUUAACCUAUUAAGAGUUACUGAAUUUUAAACAUAAUUUUUAUUGAAUUAUCAUAUAAAAAGUUAAAAAUAAUGAGUUUAAUACCAUAUAUGCGUUCUUUAUUUCAGAUUAGUCAAAAUAAUGUUACAAAAAGGCAUUUAUAUAUCAGUACAGUGCUUAAUAAAUCACGAAUUGCGCGUUACUGGCCAAAACCAAAAGUAGUGCAAGCACUGACAUAUGAAAUGGCAAAUCCACCACAUUAUAUUGCUUCCAGAAAAUCUUGGAAUUCAUGGAAUACAUCGAAUGUAAAAGAUGGUAAUAGACCAUCAGAAACUUUUGUGGAAGAUUCAUUUAUUCGAAAUUUUAUACAAGGAACUUGGCACGGAUUGUUUUUAAGUGAAGUCAUUAUUAAACGUCAACAUAAUAUCAUUAGAAUAGCUGGUAUUGUUCAAUGCAAAUUGAAGCCUAUUCAAAUACAUUUUUUAAUUGGUUAUACUGAACAACUUUUAAGCUUCUGGUUACAUUGUCCAAUAAGAAUGGAAUUAUCAUUAGUACCUAGUAGAGAUGCUGUUGUAUAUAAAUAUAUUUAAUAGAUUUAUAGUCUCAAUUAUUUAGAUAUAAGAUAGGGAUAAACUGUAAUUUUCAUAAAAAAUUAUAUUGUGUAAAUAAAACUAAAUUUAUAAUUCUUAAUUUAUUUUACAUGUAUUUACACUAUUAUGAUUCAUGUAUUGUGCGACUUUUUAUGUUAAAUAUGUCUGCAGAUAAUGUAAUUAAUAUACUUGGAUAUAAAAUUAAAAAAACAUGCAGAUAUAACAUAACAA